Molecule: messenger RNA, 978 nt
Organism: Camellia sinensis
Lineage: Eukaryota; Viridiplantae; Streptophyta; Magnoliopsida; Ericales; Theaceae
Source: RefSeq, a predicted model, not a curated record
AUGGCAAUUAUGUUCUACAUUGCAAAAAGUGAAGCAGAGGAAAGAAUGUUACCUCGGAAGCGCCAAAGGACAGAUGAGAGCAAUUCAUCAAGAGAUUCCAAUGGGACUCAAGAGGAAAACCCAGAAUUCAAACUUUUUGACAUAGACCUUAUUUCUACUGCUACAAAUAACUUUGCUAGUGAUAAUAAGAUUGGAGAAGGUGGAUUUGGUCCUGUAUUUAAGGGAGAAUUACCUUCUGGACAACUCGUUGCAGUAAAGAGGCUCUCUAGGAAUUCUCAACAAGGCCUUGAAGAGUUUGGAAAUGAAGCUAGUUUGAUUGCAAGACUUCAACACCGAAAUCUUGUUAAACUCUUUGGAGGAUGUGUUCAUGAAGAUGAAAGAAUGCUUGUCUAUGAGUAUUUACCAAAUGAAAGCUUGAAUAAAUUCAUAUUCGAUGAAGCAAGAAAAAGACUAUUACCUUGGGCCAAGCGCUUCAACAUUAUUAUUGAUGUUGCCAAGGGUUUGGUUUAUCUACAUAAUGAUUCGAGGUUGAGAGUAGUCCAUCGAGAUCUCAAAGCAAGCAAUAUCUUAUUGGACAGUGAGAUGAUGCCCAAAAUAUCAGAUUUUGGUCUAGCAAAAAUUUUAGAAGGAGAAAAUAUGUUAGAGGAACCAUCUGUGAGGGUUAAUGGAACACAUGGUUACAUGGCUCCAGAGUAUGUCUUGCACAACCAAAUUUCAACCAAGUUAGAUGUUUUUAGCUUUGGCGUUUUGGUGUUAGAGACAAUAAGUGGCGUGAGGAAUUGGGGAUUUCUACACCCUGACCAUGAUUUGAACCUUUUGGGACAUGUAUGGAAGCUGUGGAGGGAUGGGAGGGCCUUGGAAGUUGUGGAUCCUGUAUUGGAAGAUGACUCGAUCUCCGAAACUGAAAUUCUGAGAUGCAUCCAAGUGGGGUUGUUAUGCGCGCAACAUCGCUAUGAGGUGUGUGAUGAGGAAGGUUGA